Antechinus flavipes (yellow-footed antechinus) is the source of this 3972-nucleotide messenger RNA. It is a transcript of the gene HOXD9, whose product is annotated as homeobox D9. The transcript is spliced from 2 exons. Bases 2045 to 3058 code for a protein of 337 amino acids. The record is from RefSeq and is a predicted model, not a curated record. Gene Ontology annotation, biological process: proximal/distal pattern formation; DNA-templated transcription; anterior/posterior pattern specification. Gene Ontology annotation, molecular function: DNA-binding transcription factor activity, RNA polymerase II-specific; RNA polymerase II cis-regulatory region sequence-specific DNA binding. NCBI's taxonomy places the organism in Eukaryota, Metazoa, Chordata, Mammalia, Dasyuromorphia, Dasyuridae. Gene Ontology annotation, cellular component: nucleus.
UUCUUUCCUUGAAAAGGGGGGGGGGGAUCCAUUUAAGCACUUUAAUUCCUUGUAUUCAUUCAGUGAAGGAUUCUAGACAAUCUGCAAUUAUGUAUGUUUUCUAAAAAAAAAAAAAAAAAAAAAAACUUUCAAGAAUCAGGAAUGUUCAUCAGUUUAAAGUACUAAUAUUUUUGAAACUUCAUUUGGAGAGGGAAAGGGCCCUCUUAUAGGAAAUAGUAAACAUAAUAGCUAUGAAAACUGGGAUCUGCCAGCCAGCCCCAUGCCACCUUUAAGUAGCUAAGGGAAAACGAAUCAUUUCUAGGGUGCUUGUUGAAAUAGUGAACACUCUUUGCUAAGGAGGGAGAAAAUGUUUAGUACAUGAAGAAAAAAAUUAGCCCAAAUUUCCCAGCCUCAUAGAAUCUUGAAGAAAAUGAGAAAGCCUUAGAAAAAGUUGAGCAACUAUCAAUUAAAUAGUGAUUACCUUUCCCCUGCCUUUCUAUAUUCCUAUAGGUUUAUGUAGAAUGCAUUUCCAACAUGAAGAAAACGUCUGUAGACACCAACCUUCGUGGACAGAAGUAUAGAGAAUAGAGGGAGGUUUGAACAUAUACGCAAUGAAGUAACAUUUUGAUAGUUAUAUAAUGAAUUUGGGGAAACAGUUGGUAAUUCCCUCAGAUUCAAGGCUAUUCAGGGUCACCUUUGAAAAAAAAGGAAAUGCUGAUGGGGGAGGCGGGGAGGUAAAAGGCCAAUAUUUCUGAAAUAUUCCCUAAAUCGUCUUAGCAGUAGUAACAACAGUUUUCCCCUUCCUCAACACAUGCUAAUAUUCGUUUUUCCUUCAAUAAUAUAGGGGACAGAGAAUUCACCAGCUACCCCAAUUUGCACGUUGAGGAUGAAGGGAAAGGACUGGCCCGAAUGAGGAGGCUGGCACUUGUGUCCACUAUCAAUUGUUUGCCAUACUCUCUUCCAGGGCAGCUCUUUCUCUUCCACUCACCAGGAGAACAUCUGCGUUUUGCCAGUUUAGACCAGCACCUCUUCCUCCUGCAAAGCCUUGUGUAAACUUCAUUCUCUUCGUAUUUGGAAGAAGCCACCGCAGCUAAACCUCGCAGCGCGACCCAAGUAGGGAAAGGAAACUCCGAAGUUUCACCUUUGGGGUAGUUGUGUAUGAGUAGAGAGAGCAACAUGUCGUUGCUGUGUGUAAAUGUCUGUGUUGGGGUAGGAGGGGAGAAGCUGUUGGAGCUGCUCCAUCCGUCCGUUUUAUUAGGGACACAUUAAUCUAUAAUCAAAUACACCUCAUAAAAUUUUUAUUGAAAGGCAUAAUAUCAUUACAGAGGUCUUCCACCUGUUUUAAACAACACGACAAGCAUUUUUUGUUGUGCUGUUGGGUAGGGGGAGGGAGGCGUUGAAGGGGAAAUGAGGGAAAGGGAAAAGAAAAUUCCUUCGUCUUGGAAGUUAAUUUCCACAAAAACAAAAGCAUAUGCAUUGAAAUGGGGAGGUAUCCAAUCCUCCCUCGGUCGCUCUGGGCUGACGAUCGAAUGCCCCCAGCCCUCGUGCUGCCAAGUGCCCUGCCCUCUCGUCCUCUACCCCAUGGCCGCCAGUUUGAGAUGAGGAGACAGAAGGGAGGUAGAGGCCGCAAUCCAGAGAGUCUCCAGAGAGGGUAGAAGUGGGGGGCACCGAACGAUUAGCAGAAAGCACAGAGAAGAAGUGAAGAAAUAGUCCCCACUGUCUCCUGCCGGGACUCCUCGGCACGACCACGCCUGCUUAGGCUUCAUUCACACCGGAUGGAAGCCAGGGAGCCAGGGCUCGCCCCGCCGGCGCCCUCCCCAUAGCUCCAGUUUUUUUUUUUUUUUUUUUUUUAAUUGUGGUGUUGAUGAUGAUGAUUUUUUUUUAAUCACGGCAGCCCCCAGUUUAGCGGAUUGAUUUACUCCCCGUAUUGGUAAAUAUGAUCACGUGGGCCCCGCGACCAAUGGUGGCGGGUUGCAGCCUGCAAAAUACUCGGAUUGCGCUCAGGGAGGGGAGCCGCUACAGUUAACAGUGUAACCUUUUAUAUGAGGGAGAGGGGAGCCUAAAAAUGUCGUCCAGUGGCACCUUAAGUAACUACUAUGUGGACUCUCUCAUAGGCCACGAGAGCGAUGAAGUGUACGCCGGGCGCUUCGGACAGGCGGGGCACAGCACUGCCGCCAGGCCGUCAGGUGUGGCCGAUGGGGCCGAAUUUUCCUCCUGUAGCUUUGCCCCCAAAUCCACCGUGUUCUCCGCCUCGUGGCCCACCGUGCCCCCACAGUCCUCUGCAGCUAUGACAGGGAUCUACCAUCCCUACGUGCAUCAGCCCCAUUUAGCAGCCUCUGAGCCCAGUCGGUACGUGCGCUCCUGGAUCGAGCCCUUCCCGAGUUUCCCCAGCAGCAGCACUGGGAGCAGCGGCACCGGGAGCAGCGGCAGCGGCGGCGGCACGUCCUCCACCGGACGCCACUACGGAAUUAAGCCUGAAACAGGAGUAGCUCCUGCCACCUCCUCCACCUCCUCCUCCUCCUCCUCCUCCUCUUCUUCUUCCUCCUCCUCCUGUCCCUCCUCCUCCUCCACCUCCUCCACCUCUUCUACCAAAAGGACUGAGUGCUCCUCGUCCCGGGAAUCCCAGGGGAUCAGUGUCCCCGAGUACACGUGCAAUUCCUUCCUGCAGGAGCCCCGGGAGAAGGCGGCAGCGGCAGCGGCAGCGGCAGCAGUGGCAGUUGCUGGAGUGGCCAACAGCAAGGAGCCCUCGGCUUGCAACGACCACCCCAGCCCGAGCAGCCAGCUGAAGGAGGAGAAGCAACAGCAGCAGCAACAACAGCAGCAGCAACUUGACCCAAAUAACCCUGCAGCAAACUGGAUCCACGCACGUUCCACCAGGAAAAAGCGCUGUCCCUACACAAAAUACCAGACCCUGGAGCUGGAAAAGGAAUUUCUCUUUAACAUGUAUCUUACCCGAGACCGCCGCUACGAAGUAGCUAGGAUUCUAAACCUCACAGAGAGACAGGUCAAAAUCUGGUUUCAAAACCGAAGAAUGAAAAUGAAAAAGAUGAACAAGGAAAAGGGCAGUAAAGGAGACUAAUGCCCCUUGGAAAUGAAUUGGUCUUGAAAAUGCUUAUUACCCCCUUCCUUUUCCAGAAAUUCUUCACAGACCAGGUCUUUUUAGGUAGAAGUGAAAUGUCUCUGUAAGCUAUUUUUUGGGGGGAACAUGAUUAUUUUCUCUCUGGUGUGUAAAGAGUUGCUUUGAUCCUCCUUUUCCCCCUCCCUUCUUCCGAACAGGUCUUGGUUUCUCGGGGAAAUUGUCUUUUGUGAGUGCACGCUAGCUUUGAGGAACUCUCUAAUGUGUAAAUGUCUGACAUGUUUCUGAAGUGAUGUAGUCUAGAUUCCCCUUUCGCCAGAGUAAAGGCGAGGAUAUAUUAUAAUCAUGUUUAUAAUAAAAUUAUAGUAAAGGCGCAGUUUUUUCCAUCGAUGGCAGUACAAUAUUGUUCACAGUUAUUCAAAGAAAUCAUUCCCCCUGCCUCAGCUUUGCCUUUGGGAUUUCUGCAUUUACUUAGUUUGCAUUAGGUGCCAGCGCCAGGGCAGGAGAGCCUAAAAUUGGUGUGUGUAUGUAUGUGUAUGUUUGUUUUCUUCUGCACUUUUAAGGGGUCAUCUCAUACUUGAAAGGGUUUGUCUUGGGCCUGACAGAAUUCUGGACUGGGCCCAAAAGAGCUUUGGUCACUUGUAUUUGCCUUCUUAUUUUUCUAACUGAAGACUAGUUGUAAAUGUUGUCAGUUAUCACCAAUAAAGCUUGAAUUGACCAAAAGAAAACCAUCCACAAGCUAUGAAAACUGUGAGCGCUUUCUUUAUUUCUCCAUUUUGAUUUUUCUUUUAUUUAAAAAAGACCACCCUCCCAGUCUUGGUUCCUCAUGGCUGUCCUUGGUACACUAUUUGUGCAUUCCCUCCGUAGAGGGAAUUUGUAAAAAGUACUCCGAAUACAGAACAUUUUCCAAAACUAAA